Molecule: messenger RNA, 1074 nt
Organism: Trypanosoma conorhini
Lineage: Eukaryota; Euglenozoa; Kinetoplastea; Trypanosomatida; Trypanosomatidae
Exons: 1
Coding region: 1-1074 (357 amino acids)
Source: RefSeq, a predicted model, not a curated record
AUGCGGCCAACGGUGGAUGCCGUGAGGCCGGUCGUGGACCCCGCCGCCGCCGGGACGCGGGCGAAGGGGACGGACGUCAGCGGCAGCGUCGACGCUGUGGAGCAUGGGCGUCCGGCCACGGCGCGGCGUGAGGGCGCAACAAAGCGCGGAGCCUUCCGUGCCCCAGUGCACCCUGCCUACGCAGUCAUGGAGCAAGCGGAGGUGAGAAGCGUGGACGACUCUGCGGAGCAGCUUGAGGGGCAUAGUAUUCAAGUCCAGGUUCGAACGCGCGAAAACGGUCGACGCUCGCCUCUUGUAGCACCCCUCACUCCUCCAAUGCACAGUAUCUCUGCAGUUUUCUCUAACCCAUACGGCAGCGGAAUGAAUAGCCCUAUUAUUGCUAGCUCUCCUAGCGUUGCAGUGGCACCUGGAACGCCCACGAUGCCGCCAAUGCCAAAUGCAAACACGUUUCUGCAGGAUCUUUUACCCUCCAAUGUGGUGCAUCGUGCGCUCUACGGCAAAUGCCGCUUCAUUGAAUUCCCUACGCUUGCACGCUUUGAUUCCGUGCCACCGCCGCCUCUAGGAGCGAGUUUUCCUCUCUUUGUCGGCCAAGUGCGGUUUGAGACUACACCGGCAGAGCUGAUUUGGCUUGUCCGGCGCACAUCUGGCGCGACUGCGCUCGCACUGGAAGGUCGAGGGAGUGGCUGUUUUAUUAUGCACCUGCGGAGUGAAUCCGAGCGCGUGUUGGUGCGUCAACUCCACAAGCGCAUUCUCUUUGACAUUGGUGGGGCCUGGUUUGCCCGCUCCCCCGAGGAGGUCGAUAACCUCUGCGAGUACGUGACACUCACGGGCCCGUAUCUCUCCAAGCGAGCGAAGCUGCCGCGCGAAUCCAUGGUGGUGGAGGACAUCAAGGUGGGCCCCACAGAGCUGGGCCCCUGCCACCUCGGCGAGCGCGCACGGGGGCUCUCGGCGCACUCGCGGGGCAGUAGUGGCAGUGGCAGUGCCUGGGAGCCGUCUACCACCCUGUGGGGCGUGAACACGCCCGCACCGUUCCUCUGCACGCCGCCGUCAUCGCCGGUAACGCCACCGCCGUGA